AUGGAAAUAGAUUGUCCAAACGGCAUUUAGUUUAACGAAAAUAUUCAUAAUGGAGAGAUUAUUCAAGUAAUUUUAAGUGACGACACUAAUGACGAUAACAUUCUUACAAAUCUCUAAAACUUCUUUAUUAGAAAGUAGUAACAAUGCUAUGAUACCGACAAGAAGCAGAGCGAUGGUAGCAAUGAGAUUUAAAUCUUUUCUGCGCUAUACAACUACACUAUAUUAAAGCUAGAACUCAUGGUUUAGUAAAAGAUUUAACCUUACUGCUCUUUUUAUGAUAGUCUUGAUCAAUGUUCCAAGUAAUAAGAUGAAGAAAUUUAGUUUCAUUAAUGGAAUGCUCAACUAUAUAACACAUCGCCUGUGACCCAAGUAAAUAAUUUGGCUAGCGAUUAAAACACCUCAAAUUCUGCAUAUAACACUAACCCUAAGGAGGCUGAAUACAUUAAAAAUAUGGGCUUCACCAAUGCUCAAACUAUCUCUAAGCUAUAACUGGGUUAAUGUGAUUUACCAUACCUUCUUGAUAAAUAUGAUUUUGAACUGCUAUUGGAUUUAGCUUAACAAGCCUACAAGCUAAGAUAUAGUUAUUAGCUCGCAUUACCUGCAGAGAUUAGCAUCUCAUACUAUUACUAAUUCUAUAAAAUUUCUCUUAAAGACACUUUCUCAUCCAAAGAAGCCUUUUAAUAAUGGACAAAAUAUGAAAGAUAAUAGCUUUAAACAUAUGAGUUAAAUCACGUACUUAAUCUCAACUAAUUUAUAGAUAAUUAAAGAAAAUAUUAUUAUGAUGGCAACUUAGAUCUAUGGAACUUCAAAAUUAAGGUAUAAAAUGAGUUUCCACUUAAUCAUGAGAACCAGAAUCCUUGGAAACUGUCUUAAUUGGAAGCUAGCUAAGUUUUCUGGUUCUGUGAUAGGCAAUUUCUUUAGAAAAAAUCAUUCAUACCUCUAAAUUGCUUUAAUAAUAUCAUCAGCUAUGCUUCUAAAGCUACAUCAAAGUUAAGUUUUGACUCUAUCUUUUCAAUAUAGAGUGAUGAACUGAAACAAUAAGUAGACUCAUAUCUAAAAAACAAUCAAACUGAUUUAAAAAUUAAAUUUGACACUCAAUUUGCAAAUUGUAAACUUGCAGAAUAGGCAUAUGCUGCUAGAGUAAAUAAGAAAGAUGCAAUUUCUUAUAUCUAAACUUACUUAUCAAAUGAAGGUUGUGUGGCUGAUUAAUCCUAGCUAUAGAGUUUAUUUAUAGAGCUUGAAUAUGAAAGUAAAAAUCUCUACGAUUUUUUAACCGAUAAACUCUUAAAAAGAGCAAAUUUAUUGAAAGAUUUGUGUGUUGAUGAUCUUAAAGCUACUGGUGCGUAUUUAGACAGCAAUAAGGAUUAAAUUCAAGAGAGCAAAAUUUGUAAAUGCCCCUUUGAUGUUCAGAAUUAUAUUCAUAAUACGGUUAACUCCAUUAAAUCCUUAGACUACCAAGCCAAAGAUUACAUUUUGAAAGAAGAAAUCCUUAAUUUUCUUUAGAGAUGUGAUUAUUCUUCUAUGAUAAUUUGGUAAGAACUUAACGACUUCAAAAAAAUAAAAUAAGAAAAGUUAAGAACAAAUAAAGCAUAUCCUUUCUGCUAUAAAGAUUACGAUUGCAAUAUUCCAAUAGCAGGAGUACCAUAAGAUAGUGAGCUUUUAUAUGCACAUAAAAUAAAUGGCAAGUACCAAGUUUUAAUUGACUAUUUUGUGUAAGAUAUAGAAGAUUCUUGUGGCGUGGAUUAUGUAGAUUAAGAAUAACUUCUUAAAAAAAUUGUAUCAUUGGCGCAUGAAACAAGAAGCAUUGAUAUUUUUAGUGAUUCGAUCGUUCAAUUGUUUGACCUCCUAAAGAGAGAAAUAUUGGAUUAAUGCUUAAAUUAAAAAUCAACUUACUUGAGUAAGUUAUAUACUAAAGCAUGA
Molecule: messenger RNA, 1920 nt
Organism: Stylonychia lemnae
Lineage: Eukaryota; Ciliophora; Spirotrichea; Sporadotrichida; Oxytrichidae
Source: the annotation of a GenBank genome assembly